This is a messenger RNA of Anarrhichthys ocellatus (wolf-eel), 2628 nucleotides long. Its product is annotated as profilin-2-like. Gene Ontology annotation, molecular function: actin binding. Gene Ontology annotation, cellular component: cytoplasm. The record is from RefSeq and is a predicted model, not a curated record. Lineage: Eukaryota; Metazoa; Chordata; Actinopteri; Perciformes; Anarhichadidae. The transcript is spliced from 3 exons. Gene Ontology annotation, biological process: regulation of actin filament polymerization; positive regulation of actin filament bundle assembly; actin cytoskeleton organization. The coding region runs from base 214 to 633 and encodes 139 amino acids.
GAUCUGAGACGGACUACACCCAGCCGCUGCAUCACUACCCUGGCUUUCUUUGCUGCCCUAGCCUUGGCGUUGGUCAACGUCGAAGUGUGGGUUUAGAUUGGAGACUCUAAAUUCGUCUGUAGGUCUUCUUCCGAUUUAGGUGUGUCCUGUUCGGCAACCAUACGUCCGAAGCUUUUAGGGAUUUUUUUUAUAUAUAGCAUCAAUUUCUUGAAUAUGUCUUGGCAAAGCUACGUGGAGAACCUGAUGGCCGAUGGCAGCUGUCAGGAUAGCGCCAUUGUUGGAUAUACGGACGCCAAAUAUGUUUGGGCAGCACAUGCCGGUGGUACAUUCAACAAUAUCACGUCUCAAGAAAUAGAUACCCUUAUCGGCAAGGACAGGGAGAGCUUUUACACCAGCGGUCUCACUCUGGGCUCAAAGAAGUGUUCAGUCCUCAGAGAUAGCAUCCAUGAUGACGGGGAUUGGACAAUGGACAUCAGGACAAAGAGCGGAGGAGGAGAACCUACAUACAAUGUCUCUUUGGGAAGAGCUGGAAAAGUUUUGGUUCUUGUAAUGGGCAAAGAAGGGGUCCAUGGAGGCGGAUUGAAUAAGAAGGCUUUCUCGAUGGCAAAAUACUUGAGGGAAUCAGGGUUUUAAUGUUUUCAAGCUCACGUAGAUGAAAUUGAGAGACAAAAAGAAGAGAAAAGAAAUAUUGCUGUUAAGAUUUCUCCUGCAAGCAGUCAAAUGUCUUGGAAACUUUUAAUAGCAAUGAAGAGUGGUAAGAUACUGUGUCACCUUUGUUUCCCCCUUCGUCCUGUAGGGGGGAGAAGUUGUUCAUUUCUCUUUUUUUCCCUUGUGUGCUCCUGUAUUGGUUUUAGUCAUGGGGAAAGGAGGCGGCCCAUGGUGGAAAUCUUAACAACAAAGCACAUACAAUGGCUGACUACCCGAGGAGGUCUGGAUAUUAAGCAACCUCUCCACCCAUCCAUCAACUUAGCAGCUCACUCCCACCCACCGCAUUGUGUUGGCACUACUUCCAGGAUAAGAUGGCAUACAAUGUUACUUCCCCAUCCCAGUCUACUUUUAUAUACAGCCUUUUGUUUGCUUAACUCCUUCCAUACUCCUUUUUUUUGCUUUUUAUUUUAUUUACUAAGCUUCCCCACUUAAACAUUGUACUUCUCAUGUUUUUGCCACUGCAUUAAUGGCAUGUUCAUUGAAAUGUUUAUUAACCAAAAGUGUGCAAAAAAUGAUUGCAAAAGUGUAAAAUAAACUUUACUCUCACUUUGUAUAACUUUUAUUUAGCAACUGGCUAAUAUUCCAAGGGGAAGUACACAUGUAAUAGUGGUGAUAGUUUGCAAAGUUUUGCUUUUUGAGCAUUACUAAAAAGAUGCCAGUGUCUUUUUUCUUUUUUUUUUUUCAUCAGCAUGUGGGAAUUUAAAAGUUGCAUGCAUACCCUCUUAGCAAACAGACCCCCAGGCGUAUCCCCGUCUCUAUCCCUGCGUAAUAUUCCAGCCAAAACCAUCUUCUCUUCUGCCUCCAUCGUCAAGUCUCCGAGCCUCUAUUAAAUACAUGACAAUUUCCUCUGACAAAGUCCUGUAUGUGUGUACCAGUUGGCCACCCUCAAGCACAAUGUCUUUUACCCUCCAUCACAUGCUUUCGCUAUUGUACCUGAAUGUGGUCUUAAAAGUUAAUGAUGUGGUGUUGGGCUGUUGUUUUUGAGUGUAGUGCAAGGUCAGCAUUGCUGAGGUCUCAAGAUAUUGUCUUGAUACUUCACCACAUCCUGGAGUCUCAGUGGACGUUCCACCUAUGUGACAGCUCGGUCAUUUGUCAGUCAGCUUCUGCUAUUUGUAAAUUUUUCUGUAAAUCACUACACACCUGUUAUUUUCCCCUCCUCCCCUUUGGACCAAUUGUCAGUAUAAAAGGAUUAUCAGAAUUACUUGAGCUUAUUCUGAUGGAUGAUUGUUGGCAUUACCUGUUGACUGUAAACCAUUAAGACAACUUCAAAUGACUGUAAAACAUUGAACUGCUUCCUUAGACUUGAACACUACUUAAACCCUUCAUCACUAAUUGACUUGUUGCUAACUUUAUGUCCAUUAACCAAUGAAACAGCAAUGUCAUUUGACUACAGUGUGAAUGCAUUUUGACUGUAAACCGAGGCUGUUGGGCUCCAACACUUUGGAAUUUUUUGCCUUGUGCUUUAGUCAUCAAAGGUGUAUUCACAAAUUGUCAUAGUACGGUACUUAGAAGUAUAUUUAAAAGAUAAAAUUAAUGAUGCUGUGUACACUAAACAUAUUGAAAAUGGUGUUGGUUGGAAUAAGAACAUUUGUAAGUUGUCUUGUGAAAUUUUUCUGAGAAUAACUGUAUUCUGUGCCAUAAAAAUCGAUCUGAUCUGUUGCUACUACGAGUUGGAUUUUUAACUGCUGUCCCAGCAAGAAGUAACUUUUAAUGGCACUUUCCUACGGGAUAUUUUGGCAUCAGUAAUCUCCAGACUUUGUGGAAUAUGUACAGAAUUAAACAGAAAAAAAAAAGUUUGCAAUAUUUUGUCUUUUGUUUUUUAGUUGGAAAUUCCUUCUGCCACAAAAUCAAUUUCAAAUGCCAUGAAUUGAUGACACAUCUUGUUUACAGACGGAUCAAAUAAAAGUUCUUCCAACCAGA